AUGGGGCAUUUCACCGAGGAUAUGAUCUGGGAGCCCAAAGAAGAUUCUCCUAUGAUUUCUAUCUACCCUUUUGGCCAGAAUGUUCAAGAUGGAAUAAAGUACACCGCAGCCAUGGAUCCCCGAUAUACGGUAACUCCAAUCAUCAUCAUUGCGGCUUUGUGGUACCACUACAACUGGUACUGGAACCACCGCGCAGAGUGGACAAUUCCAGUUGGAGUUUACUUUCUAUUCUGCUCCGCGCAAAUCAUGCUAGUUAUGUGCGGCUUCCCGGUCUUUAUGGACGUGCUUAUCUCUGCGGCCAUUAUCUUUCUUGCUUGCGGGCUUCUUGCCAGCCUUAUCGUGGUGGGACUCGUCAUUUUGGGUUUGCUGGUGUAUCCCUUAAGGGUGGCUUCUUCUGCAGCUCACUUUGGGAACGCCCUUUUCCUGAUGAUCGGGACUACACUCGAUCGCGUCGCAUCUGCAGCCGAUAGCUUCGCCGAGAAACUUCGCCAGUGGCGUGUCUAUCUACAAGUCAAGGUGCUCAAGGUAGUCCAUUCUGUGUUGUUCUAUCUGAAUUCAACGCCCCAUUCACCAACAGGCGGCUCCAGGGAUUGCCCCAGGGAUGGCCCCAGACAUCGCCCAGACCAUCGCCACGAAGAUGGACCUGAGGGUGAACUCGACGAUGAAACUGAGGAGGAACCCGAGGAUGACCGGAUCCGUGACUUGACUACGAACCGGCCCAUCGGCCAAUCGACCAGAUAG
Messenger RNA from Fusarium fujikuroi IMI 58289, 741 nucleotides. RefSeq lists its product as uncharacterized. The record is from RefSeq and is a predicted model, not a curated record. The coding region runs from base 1 to 741 and encodes 246 amino acids. NCBI's taxonomy places the organism in Eukaryota, Fungi, Ascomycota, Sordariomycetes, Hypocreales, Nectriaceae. The transcript has a single exon.